AUGGGGAACUGCCUGCGCCCGGUGGACUCCUUCCCCGACGACGACAACUCGGGUCACCUUUCCCUCGAAGAUGAGCAACUGGAGGGUUGGAAUUAUUCCUCCUCCGAGGACUACGACUACUCGGGCAUGGACGCGGCGGCCCCCUGCCACUCCUGCACCCUGCUGGACGCGUCCUCGCUGCCCUUCUACAUCCUCGCCAGCGUCCUGGGCAUCCUGGCCAGCGCAGCCAUCCUCUUCGCUCUGCUCAGUUCCCGCUCUCCCCGGCAGCUCUGUCCCGGCCGGCGGCUCCUCCUCACCCAGCUGGCCGCGGGCAGCGCCCUCUGCAGCGUCGCGGUGCCCAUCCUGGCCCCGGGGCUCCAGGGCGCCCACAACACCUACCUGUGCCACCUGGCCCACCUCGUCUGGAACGGCUCCGCCUUCGCCCAAGCCCUGCUGAUCGGCUGCCACGCCUGCCUGGGCCCCACACUGAGGGCAGGCCCGGUCCCACGCCUCGUCCUGGGGCUCUCUGUGGGGCUUUGGAAACUGGCCGUCCUCCUGGCGGUGCCCAUCACCCUGGCCAGCGACACCUCCGAUGGACUCUGCUCCUUGGCAUCCAGCCAGGGCGUUCUGAAGCUUCUGCACAGCGCCAGCCUUUUGGCCGUCUUUGUCUUGUUGCCCCUGGGCUUACUGGGAGCCAAGGGGCUGACAAGGGCACUGGGCAGGGGGCCGUGUCCCUGGGUGGAUGUGCUGUGGCUCUGGUUCCUUUUCUGGUGGCCCCAUGGGGUGCUCUGGGGACUGGACGCCCUCGUGAGAUCCAGGAUCUUGGUGCUGUCGUCCUGCCCGACCCAGCAGGCGCUGGACCUGCUGCUGCCCCUGGCGGAAGUGCUGGCGAUCCUGCACUGCGUGGCCGGGCCCCUGCUCCUGGCCGCCUUGUGCCGCCGGGUGGCUCGCGGGGCCCUGCCCUCCUUGCCCCUCCCGGCCAGUCAGCCCUCUCCUCCGGAUGCCCUGGGAGGCAAAUCUCAGCUCCCUUCCUCCCUGCCGGCCUGA
Pipistrellus nathusii (Nathusius's pipistrelle) is the source of this 1026-nucleotide messenger RNA. The record is from the annotation of a GenBank genome assembly. Lineage: Eukaryota; Metazoa; Chordata; Mammalia; Chiroptera; Vespertilionidae.